Molecule: messenger RNA, 783 nt
Organism: Psylliodes chrysocephalus
Lineage: Eukaryota; Metazoa; Arthropoda; Insecta; Coleoptera; Chrysomelidae
Source: the annotation of a GenBank genome assembly
AUGGAAUUACCAGAUAUUGGCAAACGCUGUGUUCAUCCACAUUGUAAACAAUUAGACUUUCUUCCUCUUCAAUGCAAAUGUGGAAAAGCUUUUUGCUCUGAGCAUUUUAUUAUUCAUUCUCAAGAGUGUGAACUUUCAAAAUUCCUUAGUGAUGAAGAAUUGAAGACAAUAGAUAGUGUAUAUGUAUGUUCCAAUCUUGAUUGCAAAGAAAGAAGCAUUAUUCCGUUAAUAUGUGAAAAAUGUAAAAAGCAUUUUUGUGUCAAACAUAGACAUUUAACUGAAUGUGAUGAAAAGACAGAAGAAAUGUUAAAAAUAGAAAAGGAAAAAUAUGCUGCUCCUAUGAGAGUCUUCAAUGCAGCCAAAGCUGCUGUUGACAAGCAGUUGGAAUCAAAUCUGAAUGAAGCCAAAAAGAAAUCGAAAACAAGAGACUUGGCAAAUAAAGUUCAACUAAUGAAAAUAAAAAAUAAAGCCACCGGUUCUAAAUCUAUACCAACAGCAGAUCGUCUAUACUUCAAUAUCACCUAUGCAGAAAAAACUACACCUGUAUUUGUUUCCAGUCAAUGGAGUCUUGGAAGGGUCAUUGAUGCUAUAUCACAGGAAAUGAGGCUUCAAAAUAAUAACCAUAAAGCUACAGAGAAGAAAUUGAAGUUGUUCAAAAAGAAUGAUCAUACAGUAAUUUCAAAUAAUUUUUCAAUUAGUUUAAAGAGUCUUUUGGAAGAUAACAUUAUCAUUGAUGGAGACAGUCUAGUUAUUGAAUAUGUGGAUAAUAGUGAUAACAUUUAA